Messenger RNA from Catharus ustulatus (Swainson's thrush), 3290 nucleotides. RefSeq names its product CD2 molecule (gene CD2). The transcript is spliced from 5 exons. Bases 502 to 1605 code for a protein of 367 amino acids. Lineage: Eukaryota; Metazoa; Chordata; Aves; Passeriformes; Turdidae. The record is from RefSeq and is a predicted model, not a curated record.
CAGGGUGACUCCAGUAGCUCUGGUUUCCUCUGGGGAGCUGGUGCUUUCCAGGUGAUGGGAAAUGACCAUCACAUCAUCCUCUCUGCUCAUGACUGGAAGUAGUGCAGCUUCCAUCCCUCUGCUAAUCAAGUGCUGGCAGGAUGAGGAAAUGGGAAAUGUGGAUGUUUUGGCAUCUGAUAUCCUCCCACCUGAGACAAACCACCAGAACAGAGAUUUAGAUUUGUAUCCAUGCCAAUCUGUCAUGGUGGGAAGAGAGGAGUUCGCCUGUGGCAUGUGCUAAGCAACAGCUGACAUGAAAUGCAAUAUGUAAUCUUUUCAUCAUGUAAUUAAUUUAGUUUAUGAAUAUAAAAGGAGAGCAGAGAAGGAACUUACUUGACAUAAGAUCAAAGUGAAAGCAAAAGCAAGCAAGAAAUGUGUUGUAGAAGGGUGAGCAGAGAAAAUGGAAGGAUCCCUUUAGAUUUCCUCUAGCAUUCAGGAUGAGCUCAUCCUCACAAAACUAUCAUGUCAGAAAAGCUCCCACAUCCCAGUAAUGAAACAGAGCUUUGUUUCUCAACCUCUACCACAGUGCCUGAUGUCCCAGUGGUUGUGUAUGUAGCUUUGGGGUGCUGCCUCAGAGCCCAGCAUGGAGCAGAGACACCAGGGCCAGAGCCAGCAGUUCAUGGGGAGCUGCAGGACCACCCCCACCCUGUCACCCUUGGCUCUACAGAAACAACAGGAGUAGAAGGUGGCUUCAACACCAGCUGGGUUUACAGGGCAGUGAACGAGACAGCUCUGCUCAGCAUCGCUGCUCCACUGACCCCUGGGAACAGCUACUAUGUGAUAUGGAACAAAGGUGGUCAGAGGCUGGUUCAGCUCAGAGGUACCAACACCAAGUACUUUGUGAACAGGGAGCAGUGCAGGUGUGCGAUGCUCCGGAAUGGGACUCUGCAAAUCCAGCGCCUGCAGAAAGAGGACAGUGGGAACUACACAGUGAUGGUUUACCAGGAUGGAAAGCUGAAGGCAGAAGAAAAGACAAUAUUCUUUGUUCAGGAACCUGUCCCUCAGCCAAUCCUCACCUUUCGAUGUGGGAAAAAAAAUGUAUCUGUCAAGUGUGAAGCAAAACAGAAGGCUAAGGAUGAAGCAUUUACAACAGAGCUGACUCAACCCAAUAGAAAAAAAAUCCAGAAUAAUUCAACAACGCUGGAAUGGCAUGGGCGGAACUUUGGCAUGUUCAGAUGUGUUGUUAAGAACCAAGUCAGUGAAAACAUGGCUGAAAAAGUAAUCGAGUGCCCAGGCAAGAUGGACUUUUAUCUCAUCUUAAGCAUAGCAGGAGGUGCAGUCUCCUUUGUCAUCUUUGUGAUUUGUCUUAUUUAUUGUAUCAGAAGGAAGAAAGCAAAAAGGCGUGAAGUUUAUGAGGAGGAGCGAGCGAUGCACACCCUGCCCGUGGAGCGCGAGAAGGGGACACGGGAGCUGCCCCAGACCCCAUCCAAGGCCACCCCAAGGCAGCUGAGGGUGCAACAGCGCCCGCUGCCCCCGCAGCCCCAGGAGCAGCCGCUGCCCCCACGGCCCCAGCCGCGGCCCCGCGCACAGCCACGGACCCCAAACCUGCCGAGAGAAAGGCCCUGAGCACUCAUCCUGGGCUCUCUGCUCCGCCAUUCACUGGGGAAAGAAAAGUUUCCCCCAGCCAGGAGCCCCUCCUGCCCAGCCCUGCGUAAUGCUCAGCUAUCAAAAGGCAGCUUUUGGUGCAGAAAAUUAGAGAGAGCGUCAAGUGGUGACGAGGAGACUCAAGGUGAUGGGCAUUAAUCCCUGUGGCCAUUUCUCUGUGAGUGUCUUCAUGUUAGGAUAUGGAUAUGGAGCACUGAGCCCUGUGUCUUUCUGUGGUUCAACUUGUUCUUACUGCACCUUCUCUUCUUCAUGCUUUUUGGAUGGUUUUCACCAAGAAGAAGCUAAAGCUCUACUGGGACAAAAUGGACCUAUGGAUCUCACAGGGGUUUAAUCUCCUGCUACACAUUAGGACAGCUCUCUGGCUUCAGCAUCAAACACAUCACCUCCUGGACCAAACAAUAAUUGUAUAUAAUUAAAUAUUUUUCUGAAGUUGAAAUGAUUUGUGUUGUAUAAUGCAGAGAAGAAAGUACUGAAAGGAUGUGUGAGAGCCUCAAGGCACCUGUGUGGGAUAAACCAAAUGGGAAAGGGAUAAACUUUUCCCUUUCUCCACUCUGUUUAAAAAGAAACUGUGCUUCAAUUGCAGCAAGAGAGAGUUAGGUCAGUAUUUAAUUUUUUUAAUGUAAUACUGAGAGUUUUCUGGGAGUUCUUCAGCAUUGGUGUUUCCAAGAGUGGAUGAGAAAACAUUCUGUGAAGCCUCUUUGUCCUGACAAGGGCCAGGAGAAUGUGCUACACAGCCUCUUCAGAGAUCGUUUCAACUCAGUUUUCUGUGACUUUUAGGCAAAUAAAACAAACCUUUAUUCUCAGCAUGAGUCUAUGUGGCUAUCCAGACAAUUUUUUUUUUUUGCAUAGCAGAGGUCUGGUCUCCUUUGGCUUGUGAAACAAAGCAUUAUGACCUGCUGGCCAGUAGGAUUACUGGUGUCUGAAUUGUCAGGGGUUUACACCUCAGAGGAUGUCAGGGUUUACAUCUCCUGCUGAGGGUCAGGGACCACAUCUCUUGAUUUUGCUGGUGCCACCUCAGGUAUAACCUGGGGAUGAUGAAGAGCUGCUGAGAGAUCUGCAUCCCCAAGGGAGAAGUUGCAUUGCAAUAAGUGCACCUGCAUCACCUUCCACAUGCUGGACAGUGCUCACUCCUCUGGGCUUUGGGGGUGUCCAUAAGAGCCUCUGCAGGACAGCUGAGGAGAUGAGAGCUGUUUCAGAGCAGUGUCUGGAGGGAUACCCUGACCCAUCUGGGGUAGAAAGUGAAGGAGGAGAGAGCUACACAAGCCACAGAGCAUGAGACAUCCACCCAGCUAGCUACUGUGUCAGGCAGAGCACCAACUCAUGCCUCUUGCAGGCUGGUGUGUCCCACAUGUGCCAGGGGAGAUAAAACAGCCAUGAAAUAUGGUCAUUUUUAUCUUCUGAUAUGAGGGCAAGGAGGCAGCUUGUCAGGAAAAGCAAGUCUCUGCCUCCUCCAGAGCUCAGUCACUUCACUUGAACUCCAACAGCCCUGGAGUGCCACUUGCUCUUGCCUUAGCUUUCUGCAGCUGAUUUUCGGGCUUUUGCUAUUUAAAAUUGCAUUUGGUAAGUGCUUCCAUAGUUUAUUUUCUAACAUACCAUAUGCUAUAUCCCUGUACUGAAUGAAUAAAGAGAAGACUGGGUGCAGAGGA